UCGCAUUUUUCUGUUUAGGGAGGCUGAUAGAAGAGAGGGAUCGCGGCUGAGAGCUGAAUGGACCAGGUUUGCUCGAAAUGUAAAGAUGACAAAACAUUAGGAGUGUUUUAUGAAGCUUAACGUUUAUUAUACAAGUAUAAACAACCGAUUUUAAGAAGUUACUUGCCUUUGGUUACUAUACUGUAAAAAUACGAGAGUCUUUAUUUAUCUACUAAUGUGACGCAACAGCAUCAGUGGAUCCACAACCAGAAUCUUUGAACAAUAGGACAAGCUUUAGUGUAGUGGACAUGAGAUUCUGAACACAGUAGAGACCAGUGAGUACUACCUAGAUUUGUUUUUAAAGCAGCUAUAUUGUUCAGUUGCACUGGUGGUCUGAGAUAUUUAAUACAAGUCCAUCAAAGGACAGUUACAUGAUGUACCAGAAUGGGUCAUCGGGCUGAUGUGAAGAUGAACCACAGGAGCAGCCCAGCAAAAGCUUAUGAUUUCCUCCUGAAAUUCCUGCUGGUUGGAGACAGUGAUGUUGGGAAAGGGGAAAUACUGGCCAGUCUACAGGAUGGGUCCAGUGAGUCACCCUAUGGAUACAAUAUGGGAAUAGACUACAAGACCACCACAAUCCUGUUGGAUGGGCGGAGAGUGAAGCUUGAGCUUUGGGACACCUCGGGACAAGGCAGAUUCUGCACCAUUUUCCGGUCGUACUCCAGGGGAGCGCAGGGGAUCCUGUUGGUGUAUGACAUCACCAACCGCUGGUCGUUUGACGGGAUAGACCGCUGGAUCAGGGAGAUUGAUGAGCACGCACCUGGUGUACCCCGUAUUCUUGUGGGUAACCGGCUGCACCUGGCAUUCAAGCGUCAGGUCCCUACAGAACAGGCACGUGCGUACGCAGAAAAGAACGGUAUGACGUUUUUCGAAGUGAGCCCUCUCUGCAACUUCAACGUCAUUGAGUCGUUUACAGAGCUGUCGCGCAUCGUGCUGAUGAGGCAUGGCAUGGAGAAGUUUUGGAGGCCCAACAGAGUUUUCAGCCUGCAGGACUUGUGCUGCCGCGCCAUUGUGUCCUGCACCCCCGUGCACCUAAUCGAUAAGCUGCCGCUUCCUGUGGCCAUCAAGAGCCAUCUGAAGUCGUUCUCCAUGGCCAACGGCAUGAAUGCCGUCAUGAUGCACGGACGAUCCUACUCGCUAGCCAACGCCGCCGGAGGCAGCAAAGGCAACAGCCUCAAACGCUCCAAAUCCAUCCGGCCGCCUCAGAGUCCGCCACAGAACUGCACCAGGAACAACUGUAAGAUCUCCUAGCCUCUGGGCGCAGGGGCGGGGCUUCCCUUCCCUUACAUAACACUCAGGUGCACUCGGACAAACACACCAGGAAACCAACACGGGGCUGGGCCAAUGACGCGACAGGUGCGCCACCUCCCGGUGUGGGGAGAGCAGGAUGUGAACAAACGCUUCCUGCCGCUACGGAUGGCUACAUUUCUCCCCUCACAUUGCUGCAGUACAGUUGACUCCUCACUCACAGCUCGUGGAUAAAAACAAACCCUUGGUCAGACUCUGAUUUCGUUGCAGUGGCAUGUUUCCUUCCGCGCUAGCGCCCUCUACUGGAGAGUCCGUGCCGCUCUAUAACCCCGCGUUGGCUGAGAGGCCUCGUUUUGAAGUUGUUUUAUGGGCUUAUAAUACGCUUUGGUUUUGUUCUCGUUUGCUCAUGCUCAUUAUCCUCAGCGCUCUGCAUAUGGCGUUCCUCUUUUUUUUGUUUGCUCUUUGCAGGGGCCUGUUCUCCCUGCAAAUACUGAAGUACCUCGUCACAUGGUCUUGCAUGCUUGCCAGCGAUGAGAGGGCUGAUGCAAAAUGACAUGUAGUGCUUACGUAUGAACUGAUGUAUUAAAAAUGUGAUUUGCACUGCA
Messenger RNA from Puntigrus tetrazona (Sumatra barb), 1889 nucleotides. RefSeq names its product ras-related protein Rab-40C-like. NCBI's taxonomy places the organism in Eukaryota, Metazoa, Chordata, Actinopteri, Cypriniformes, Cyprinidae. Gene Ontology annotation, molecular function: GTP binding; GTPase activity. The transcript is spliced from 6 exons. Gene Ontology annotation, cellular component: plasma membrane; endosome; synaptic vesicle. The record is from RefSeq and is a predicted model, not a curated record. Gene Ontology annotation, biological process: protein localization to plasma membrane; intracellular signal transduction. Bases 424 to 1287 code for a protein of 287 amino acids.